GUUGUUCUGUUGUUCUGUUGUCUGUUGUUCUGUUGCCAACGUCAGCAGUCAAACUGUGAGAUUAAAUCAUCUUUUUGAUAAUCCACGUUAUAAUCCGAUUCCAUUUUGACUGAUUUCAUGUCAGUGUUACAACGACUGUUGUCCAGGUGAUGGACAGCGUCAGUGUUGACAGUCAGAGGUCCACUACACCCGGACCAGGACUGACUGUCCCUGGAACCGGAUUUAUUCUGAGUCCAGAAAAGAAGUGGGAUUAAACAGAGGAUUUACUGCACAGGGAGAUUAGUUCAGUAUUCCACUGAAAUCAAGGCCUUCAAGGUCAAGCACUGCAGGGGGCGCUGUGAUGAGAAGGAGCCAUGUCUUGGGGAGACGUUGAAGGAUGAAGACAUCAAUGGAUCAGUUCAUUCAGUCUUUAAAAACUGCUGACGUUCAGACUUUAGUCAAGACGACGAGGCUGAAGUUUUUAUUCACCUUGUUUUACUUCCAGGUAAACCAUCGGAGUGAGUGACACCAGGCUGAAACACAGUCCAACCCAUGGCGGCGCCGCCUCUUCUACCCUGGAUGCUGCCCCGGAGUCUUGCCCCCCUGACUCUGACCCCCCCCCUGCGUUCCGUCCUGUGGUUCUCUCAGCCGCGGCUGUAGACGUGAUGAGGCGUGGGACCAGCCUGCAGAGCCGCCGCAGUACGGCCUCGGGAUCCGUGAGCGCAGAGCGUGAUCCUCUCCUGAGAGCCAGUCCCCCGGCCCCACGCCGCCGCAACACCGCGGAUCCUCAGCAGCUCAGCAGCCGCCCACGCUCCUCUUCCACCAAUGACAGCGCACCUGGCCCCGCCCCGGUCACCACGGGGACUGAGGCGGUUCUGUCGUCAGGGUACCAGUCCACGGAGGAGGCCGACAGGAUUGACCGCCUGGAGGGGAGUGGACUGGUCCACACGCCUGCGUCUGUGUCCUGUGGGACUGAUGGUUCCCUCCCGGGGUCAGAGGAUGGAGCCCCGGACCCUCAGCGCACCAAACAGGCCAUCGCUCAGCUGCAGCAGAAGAUCCUGAAGCUCACAGAGCAGAUCAAGAUUGAGCAGACGGCCAGGGACGACAACGUGGCAGAGUACCUGGAACUGGCCAACAACGCUGACAAGCAGCAAAGUUCACGCAUCAAGCAGGUGUUUGAGAAGAAGAACCAGAAGUCGGCUCAGACCAUCCAGCAGCUGCAGAGGAAACUGGAACACUACCACCGCAAACUGAGGGAGGUGGAGCACAACGGCAUCCCACGCCAGCCCAAAGAUGUCCUGAGGGACAUGCAGCAGGGACUGAAGGACGUGGGGGCCAGAGUGACGGGCUUCAGUGAAGGUGUGGUGGACAGUGUGAAGGGGGGGCUGUCCAGCUUCUCUCAGGCCACUCACUCUGCUGCAGGAGCCGUGGUUUCCAAACCUCGAGAAAUCGCCUCACUGAUUCGCAACAAAUUCAGCAGCGCUGACAACAUCCCCGCCCUGAAGGACUCUCUGGACGACUCCUCGAUGGAGGAGGGGUCCGGGGCCGUGACCGCGGCCGUGGCCGGGGGGCGUUUGCUGACAGCUCCUGGGCACCACCUACAGUCCAGUCCCAGGUACGGCAGCGAGGAUGACUGCUCCAGCGCUACCUCAGGGUCCGUGGGGGCAAACAGCACUACGGGGGCCCCUGGGGGGCCCCCUAGUUCAAAGGGCAACACGCUGGACAGGACGCAGAGCUCCAGCCUGGACCUGCUGCUGCAGGAGGUGCAGGACCUGAGGGAGGGCCAGGCACGGCUGGAGGAGAUCCUGGAUGGUCUGAAGAGUCACUAUCAGAGAGACUACAGUCUGAUGAUGGAGUCGCUGCAGGAGGAACGCUACAGGUGUGAACGUCUGGAGGAGCAGCUGAACGACCUCACGGAACUCCACCAGAACGAGAUAGUCAACCUGCAGCAGGAGCUGGCCAGCAUGGAGGAGAAGAUCGCCUACCAGUCGUGUGAGAGAGCCAGAGACAUUCAGGAGGCGCUGGAGGCCUGUCAGACCAGAAUCUCUAAGAUGGAGCUCCAGCAGCAGCAGCAGCAGGUGGUCCAACUGGAGGGGCUGGAAAACGCCACGGCCAGAACCCUCCUGGGGAAACUGAUCAACGUGCUGCUGGCCCUGAUGGCCGUCCUCCUGGUCUUUGUCUCCACCGUGGCCAACUGUGUGGUCCCCCUGAUGAAGACGCGCUGCCGCUCCAUCUCCACCCUGCUCCUCCUCCUCCUAGUGGCCGUCCUGUGGAGGAACUGGGACGCCUUCUCCACGUACACCCAGCAGGUCCUGCAGCGACCCGGCUGAUCCGGAGGUCGGGCCCAGUGUUGUAACUGUAGCUCCAGCUGUGGUGAAGUGUGAGGAGCACUCUGUGGUCCAACACUGAAGAACCAGCACCAGGCCCUGGGGUCAGGACCGGGCUGAUGGUUCUACCACGAAGGAAGGACUGUUUACAUUUUAACCACAACUGUUUUAGAUCAGACUUUAUUUAAUAAUAUUCAUAUUAAUUCUAGUAAUGUUUGAAUUGACUGUGUACGACCUCGUAGCAUCGCACUGACCUGUGGGUGAGUGCUGUCCUCUGACCUCCUCUGAAGGCUGUGACUGGACCUCCUCUGACCUCUGACCUCCUGCCCUGCUGUGAUGAAGGUUCUGGUCACAGGUGAAGGUCACAGUCUGAUGCAAAAUGUCACUUUAUGAUGAAAUGAAAGAUUUGCUCUGAAAAUUCUUCGAUCACAGCUAAUGACAGCUGCCCGUUGGCCACAAGGGGGAGGUGUUGCAGCGAGAUCAUUGGUUCUAGUCACCGCUGCUCUUUCUGUGCAGAGUUCUCCUGUGUGUCAGUGUGUCCAGUGUCAGUCCAGCUUCAGUCCAGUGACAGUCCAGCCUCAGUCCAGCUUCAGUCCAGUGUCAGGCCAGCCUCA
Molecule: messenger RNA, 2920 nt
Organism: Cynoglossus semilaevis (tongue sole)
Lineage: Eukaryota; Metazoa; Chordata; Actinopteri; Pleuronectiformes; Cynoglossidae
Gene: tmcc1a
Product: transmembrane and coiled-coil domain family 1a
Exons: 6
Coding region: 645-2309 (554 amino acids)
Cellular component (GO): endomembrane system
Source: RefSeq, a predicted model, not a curated record